Setaria italica (foxtail millet) is the source of this 5070-nucleotide messenger RNA. Its product is annotated as pentatricopeptide repeat-containing protein At5g55840. Gene Ontology annotation, molecular function: protein binding. The record is from RefSeq and is a predicted model, not a curated record. The transcript is spliced from 6 exons. Bases 230 to 3655 code for a protein of 1141 amino acids. Lineage: Eukaryota; Viridiplantae; Streptophyta; Magnoliopsida; Poales; Poaceae.
CACCCUCUCCGGUCGACGGGAGUGACGGCCGCCGCCUCCUCCCCGGUGGCGCCUCCUCCUCCUCCCCCUGGUCCUGGUGGCGCCUCCUCCACAGACUAGCUAGUCAGCUACCAUCAGCGUGUUCGGCUGGCUGCUGCUGCUCGGCUCUCUGUCGCAGCAGCUGUAGCACGCAAGCUGCAGCAGGCAGCAGCUCUCUGCUGCUGCAGCAGCAGCCAGCCGAACGAGCUGCAUGUCGUCGACCUUCUCGUCGCUGGCGUGCUCCUUGUACCGCCGCAGGAUCGUCGAGUGCAAAGCGGCGGCUUACUCCUCGCGGCUCCCUUCCCGCGCGAGGCCGCCCGCGUGCCCCCGUAUCGCCGCCGGCGCCAACACCACCUCAGCGCGUGGUAUUGAUAGUAGCAUAAUCACCAUUCAGACUAUGAAGCGGUGGGAGACCUUGAAUCACAUGGCCUACAAAUUUGGGAGGCUUGACAAGUCUGAUGGAAAGUUGACCUUGAAGAUACUGAGUUCUAUUGUGGAGCGAUCAGGUUUAGACCGAAUUACCUAUAUUUACUGUAUUGCUGUUCCAAUUCUCAUCCAGGCUCAAAUGCAUUCUCAAGCAAUGUCAGUGUUGAAGCAUCUUGCCAUGACAGGCUUCUCCUGCACUGCUAUUCUUAGUUCCCUCUUGCGGACCAUUUCACGUUUUGAUUCCACCAAUCAUGUUGUUUUUGACAUCCUUGUCAAAGCAUAUGUCAAGGAAAGAAAAGUGGUAGACGCAGUUGUGGCGGUUUUCUUUAUGGAUGAUUGUGGAUUUAAGGCUUCAGCUGUUGCUUGCAACACCAUCCUUAAUGCUCUUGUGGAGGAAGGGGAAUCAAAACAUGUCUGGUGGUUCUUGAGAGAAAGUUUGGCCCGUAAAUUUCCUCUGGAUGUUACCACUUGCAAUAUUCUUCUUAAUUCCCUGUGCACUAAGGGUGAAUUUAGAAAGGCUGAAGAUAUGCUUCAGAAGAUGAAGAGCUGCCGCUUAUCUAAUUCAGUUACAUAUAAUACAGUACUACAUUGGUAUGUUAAGAAAGGGAGGUUUAAGGCUGCCUUGUGUGUUCUAGAAGAUAUGGAGAGGAAUGGUAUAGAGGCAGAUGUGUAUACUUAUAACAUCAUGAUAGAUAAAUUAUGUAAAAUAAAGAGGAGUGCACGCGCUUUCCUUUUACUCAAAAGAAUGAGGAAAGAUAACUUAACACCUGAUGAAUGUACAUACAAUACUUUGAUCAAUGGUUUUUUUGGGGAAGGUAAGAUAAACCAUGCUCGCUAUGUCUUCAAUCAGAUGCUGAGAGAAAAUUCGGUUCCAAGUGUAGCUACUUACACUACAAUGAUUGAUGGGUACUGCCGAAAUGGGAGAACUGAUAAGGCCCUUAGUGUUAUGUCUGAAAUGCAAAUUUCUGGUGUCAUUCCAAGUGAACUAACUUAUAGUGCUUUGCUGAAUGGUUACUGCAAACUUUCCAUGCUGGGACCGGCUCUAGAUCUCAUCGAAGAUCUGAAUUCAAGAGGCAUGACCAUCAAUAAGACAAUGUAUACUAUUCUCAUUGAUGGUUUCUGUCAAGUAGGUGACAUUUCCAAGGCUAAACAAAUUUUAAGGAAUAUGCUUGCAGAUGGAAUUGAUCCAGAUGUUAUCACUUAUUCAGCAUUGAUCAAUGGCAUGUGCAGGAUGGCUAAGUUGCAUGACACAAAAGAAAUUUUAUCAAGAAUGCAGAAAAGUGGAAUUUUACCUAAUGAUGUGGUAUACACAACUCUGAUUUGUUAUUACUGUAAGGCUGGGUAUGUCAAGGAAGCACUGAAGCAUUUUGUGGACAUUUAUCGAAGGGGGCUAGUUGCCAAUCCAGUCAUCCAUAAUGCAUUAUUAUGUGCUUUCUAUAGAGUAGGAAUGUUUACAGAGGCUGAGCAGUUUAGACAAUACAUGUCUAGGAUGAAGAUAUCAUUUGAUUCUGUCUCCUUUAACUGCAUCAUAGAUAGUUACUGCCACAGAGGUAACAUAACUGAUGCAUUUUCAGUUUAUGAUGAUAUGGUUAGAUAUGGUCAUUCUCCAGAUGUUUGCACAUAUCAGAAUUUGCUUAGAGGAUUAUGUCAAGGAGGCCACUUGGUACAAGCGAAGCAGUUUAUGUCCUGCCUUCUUGACAUACCUUCUGCUAUUGAUGAGAAAACUUUCAAUGCACUACUUCUUGGGAUAUGCAAAUAUGGAACCCUAGACGAAGCUUUGGACUUAUGUGAGAAAAUGGUCAGAAACAACUUUUUACCUGAUAUCCAUACUUACACCAUUCUUCUCGGUGGUUUUUGCAGGAAAGGUAAGAUUUUGCCUGCAUUCACCUUGUUGCAGAUGAUGUUGGAGAAAGGAUUAGUCCCUGAUACUGUUGCAUAUACCUGCUUGUUGAAUGGAUUGAUCAAUGAAGGUCAAGUGAAGGCUGCUUCUUAUGUUUUCCAGGAGAUCAUAUGCAAGGAAGGCUUGUAUGCAGAUUGUAUUGCCUAUAAUUCAUUGAUGAAAGGGCACCUCAAGGGAGGAAAGUUAAAUACUAUGAAAAGUGUGAUUUCUGAUAUGCAUAAGAAUGAGGUUUAUCUAAACACUGCUAGCUAUAACAUACUUAUGCAUGGGUAUGUCAAGAAGGGACAUUAUUCAAGGUCUUUUUAUCUGUACAAAGAUAUGGUGAGGAAAGGGAUCAGACCAAACAAUGUCACAUAUCGCUUGCUCAUACUUGGGCUUUCUGAGUGUGGGAUGAUUGACAUUGCAGUUAAGUUCUUGGAGAAGAUGGUUUUAGAAGGCAUUUUUCCUGAUAAGUUAGCUUUUGAUAUACUGAUAACAGCUUUCAGUGAGAAAUCCAAGAUGCAUAAUGCGCUACAACUUUUCAAUUCUAUGAAGUGGUUACAUAUGUCACCCAGCAGCAAAACUUAUAGUGCCAUGAUAAAUGGAUUAAUCAGAAAAAAUUGCUUCGACCAGAGUCAUGAGGUUUUACGUGAGAUGUUACAAGGAGGGCUUCAACCAAACCAUACACACUAUAUUGCAUUGGUCAAUGCAAAAUGUCGGAUUGGCGAGAUUGAUGGAGCAUUCAGGCUAAAAGAAGAAAUGAAAGCUCUUGGUGUGGUGCCUGCUGAAGUUGCUGACAGCUCAAUUAUUAGAGGACUUUGUAGAUGCGGGAAACUUGAGGAGGCAGUCAUAGUUUUUAGCAGUAUGAUGCGUUCAGGAAUGGUGCCAACUAUUGCUACUUUCACUACUCUAAUGCAUGGUCUUUGUAAACAAUCUAAGAUUGCUGAUGCUUUGCACUUGAAGAGGUUGAUGGAGUUAUGUAGACUGAAGGUUGAUGUUGUCAGUUAUAAUGUUUUAAUUACUGGUUUAUGCAACAACAAGUGUAUCUCUGAUGCACUAGAUCUUUAUGGAGAGAUGAAAUCUAAGGGUCUUUUGCCAAAUAUUACAACCUAUGUCACACUCACUGGAGCUAUGUAUGCGACACAGAGAAUGCAGGUUGGAGAGAAACUACUGGAGGAUAUAGAAGAAAGGGGCCUUAUUCCAUCUAAGCAUUCUGAAAGUCUCGAAAGGAGGAUGGAAGAUGCAAUUAGAAGGUUAAACAUGAUAAGAAACUGCAGAAAGGGAAUGCCUGUUAAGGAGGUUGAGGUAUUGCCAGUAGAAAGCUUCCAGUGAUUGAAAUUCCGCUGGAACUUACCCAAGUCAAAUGAAUUUUAGCAUUUGACCAAUAUGGUUGGUAGAAAACUGUGGGUACAUUUUCUGGUUUAUGCCCUGUGAUACCUUGUACUGUGACAUUUUAAUGCAAUUUGCCUUAACAGUUAAUUCAGAAAGACAAAAUUUACCUGGGGAGGAACAUCCCAUAUGCUUGCGCACGGGCAAUUUCCAUGUUUGAAUCUUUAUUUGCCUGUGGUUUGUCAUUCACUACAUAAGAACGAACAUAGCCAUACAAGCUGGAGCGCACUUACUCACUAAAGAGAACAUAGACAGAGGCCAUCAGGUGGAGGGUAACAGGCUAACAGCAUCUUGGACUCUUGGUCCCAGGCAGGGGCUACUGAACGACAGACAGGGACAGCAGGUGGUGGAAAUGUUGUCUCGAGCUCAACAUGUGCUUUCACUUGUUGGAGUGAGAAUGUAGUCCUCGCAGAGAUUCAGUAUCAAUCUUAUGUUCCAAUUACCAGGAGCUUUUUAAAUGCCUGUCACUCGAUGAGAAGACCUUGGAUGGACAUUCCAAUGUAUACGAUUUACAAGAUGGAUGGCCAUCACGCGUUCACUUAGUCAAAUGCUUAUGGUUUUUUGUUGGAUCAUUUGUUUGGAUCUCUGAAGCUGGCUCUGCAACAAAGCAGGUAUGAAUUCAUUGGUACUGUUGAAAUAGAAUUUUGUAGUUAAAGGCAGCUGCAGCCUGUUUUCAGGAGAGGAAGAAUUUCUGAAGGGCCGGGAGCAAGAAUGUUCAAUGAAGAUGUAUGCAAUUUUGUGUGGCGAGGCAGCUGAUUUGGAUUUUUGGAUGUGGUGUAAGAGUACAGGGACCUCAGCCAAUCUGAAAUUCAGUUGAAGAGGGAUCUUAAGGCUCAGUUUCUUGGGCUGACUGCGAAUGAAAAACUAAGGGCAAAGCAAGUCACGUCUGAUGACCACCAAAGCAGAAGAGGCCUGUUCAAAGCUUUUCUUCGUGCAGGCAAACGGCAGGAGGAAAAAAAUUUAUUCAGCAACUUGAGGCCUGAUGGUUGUGUUGUACAGGCAUACAGAAAAUGCCUGCUUAACCACUUCAGGGCUCUGUUUGGCCAACCCUCGGCACGAUCCAGUACUCAGAAUUGGGAUUCUCGUGGCAUGGUCAGCAGGAAUCUGGAUAUGAGUUCAGCGAAGAGGGCACGUCAAGCAGGACUGGAGGAGAUCGCAAGCGUGUGGAUUCUCUCAGGCAGCAAGCGUUCGGAGGGCUUUUGGUGGCUUAACGUUUUCCUUGUGUUAGUUACCUUUGAGACUGAGAGCUCCCUUUUGUUUAUGUAACUCAAACUCUGUAAUGACUGGCAUGCUUCUCCCUAAAUGAUAUGGCAGUGCUCCUGCCUUUUUUAAAAAUAAGAUGGAUGCAACUUUAUGUA